GUACUCGAAUAUUCUAAGAAAAGUCUGACGAAUUUUUUGAUUACUGAAUUGUAAUAAUAUUUAUUAUAAAUAAUUACAAUAUUUAUCAUAAAUAUGAAACUAAUUGUGUCAAAGAUACGUUGUAUGACAUUUACAUCUGUGCGAUGCUUUUCAACAGCACCAAAUGUGAUACUUGAUGAUACAACUUCUUCUCUAUUAUUUAAUGAGGAUAUAAAGCAUAAGAAUCACCCAGGUAUUAUUAAACCUAGGACUCCAAUAUUUCCCAAAUGGGCAUUAACUGAAAUAUCUGAUAUUUUAAAAGAAAAUAAGAUAUCUGUGAAAAAUAUUGAAGAAAGUGCAAAGAAGUUACUUAAUCAUUUAAAUAAUCGUUAUCCACCAAUACAAGAAGCAAAGUUAUAUGAAAAAUUAUUAAAAGUAGAAGAACAUUUAAAUAGUAAAAGCCAUAAUAAAAAGAUAGAUAUAGAAGAUGUAGAUUUUAGUAAAAACGAAAAAGCCAGACAUUUGCUGAAACAAAACAUCUAUAAUUGGCAACCAAUAAAUUUUGAUAAGCCCACUUGUUUGACAUAUAUGGUAGGUAGAACUGUUCAAAACUAUGCGGUUUUGAGCAAGAUUCUAAAUGAAAUCAAUGUACGUGAUGAGAACUUCAAACCUCAGACAUUGUUUGAUUUUGGCUCUGGCCUUGGUACAGUUAUGUGGGCAACAUCUGAGAUUUGGUCAAAUUCAAUGAAAGAAUACCUUUGUGUAGAAAUUUCAAAACCAAUGAUUGAAUUAUCUGAAAAAUUAGCAAAAGCUGCUAAACCUAAAAUAAAAAAUGUCUUUUAUCGAGAAUAUUUUCCACUAUCUACCACAACCUAUGAUAUCGUGGUGAGCGCAUUUUCUUUAUUUGAAUUGUUUGGUACAAAUGCGCGUCUUGAAGUGAUAUUAAAUCUUUGGCAGAAAACUGAACAUUACCUCAUUAUUGUAGAACAGGGAACCAAUGCAGGCUACAAGUUAGUAAAUGAAGCACGAGAUUUUAUCCUCAAGUAUGCAAAGUCGAGAUCCAAAAGUAGUUUGGGACAAGAGGCUUAUGUAUUUUCGCCUUGCCCGCAUGACUUGAUGUGUCCGAGAUUCGUUGCUUUCGACAACACUCCGUGCAACUUUGAAGUUUUGUAUCAACCUUUGCCAUUUCUGGACAGAUCGAAGUAUAAACCGGAGCGUUACUCCUACGUUGUGCUGAAGAAAGGUAAACGCCCUGAGAAUGAUAGUCAAUGGCCGAGAAUCGUACGAGCUACGUUGCAUCGUCACAAACACACGAUUUGUCGCAUGUGUGUCGCCAGCGGCCAACUGAAAGAGGAGAUUUUCACAAAAUCCAAGCACGGGAUGGACAUGUACCGUUGUGCAAGAAAUAGUGAAUGGGGCGAUAGGCUACCUAUACAUUAUAAAGAACAAGAGAAUAUCCUGAAAGGAGAUGACACCGCUAACGAAGGGACUCCUGUAGAAUGAAAAAAUAAAUUUCGUUAAAUAUUUUUACGAUUAUGUGUCUUAUGCAUUGAAAUAUUAUCCGUGAAAAGAGAAUUGCUAUCGACGCGCGUGCACGCUGCAUCAAAUGUUUUUUUAAUAAAACACCAACAGUCUGGUGCAGUUGAUAAUCGUCGUCUAUCUAAAAUUUGGAAAUGAGGAAGCAGAUAUAAGAGCAGAAUGUCCCAUUGAUCUAACAGAAUUGAAAUUGAAAACAGAAUUUUUAUAUAUCAAUAUUUUUAAAAAUUUAGUACUAGAAACUUUUUUAUAACUUAGGCAAACUAUAUUUAUCUAGUUUUGCAACUUUAUCCUGUUUUGAAACUUAAAU
Molecule: messenger RNA, 1825 nt
Organism: Harpegnathos saltator (Jerdon's jumping ant)
Lineage: Eukaryota; Metazoa; Arthropoda; Insecta; Hymenoptera; Formicidae
Product: methyltransferase-like protein 17, mitochondrial
Exons: 9
Coding region: 94-1482 (462 amino acids)
Biological process (GO): translation
Cellular component (GO): mitochondrial small ribosomal subunit
Molecular function (GO): structural constituent of ribosome; methyltransferase activity
Source: RefSeq, a predicted model, not a curated record